AUGAGGUUACUGUUAUCCAUGUGUCGCAGACGGUUUAGUCUGCGCACAAUGUUUCUUGGCAUUCUGGUGAUGGCGGUAUUAUCCAUUAUAUUUGUCAUGACUGUUGGUUCCAAUGAUUCUAUUAAUUAUGAUGAAUAUUUAGGGACAGUUAAAGAUCAUGCUAAUAACGUGAUAGAAUAUGUUGGAGAUAAAAUUGGUUAUUUUGGAAAUAGUGAUACUUUGCAACCUGGCUAUGUUUGGGAGAAUCAUUAUUAUGAUGAAGAAACCAUAUCACAGUUAUUAACUAGGAUAGAUACACCUUUAUUUCCUGAGGACCAAGUUAAUAAGGCUAAUAUCAGAAAAACAUAUCAAGAAAAUUUGAAACUAUAUAGAGACACUAUCUCAAAGGAAAUUGAUGAACCACAAGUUGAAGAUUUAGUUCGUGAUAAUGGAUCGAAUUUUAAUGCAGGAAAUGCAGUUCCUGCUACAAUAUUAUCUCUUGUAAGAAAUGAAGAUUUAAAUGAAUUAAUAGAAUCAAUUAAACAAAUAGAAGAGAAAUUUAAUGCUAAAUUUAACUAUCCUUAUACUUUUUUAAAUGAUAAUGAAUUUACUGAAGAAUUUAAAGAGAGUGUUCGCCAUUUAUUACCAGAUGAACGUGAAGUACGUUUUGGUAAGAUAAGUGAAGAGGAUUGGAAUAUACCAGAAAUUGUGGAUAAAGAAAAAUACAAACAAGGUAUUGAAUUAUUAGAAUCGGAAGGUGUCUCUUAUGCAUCUAAAGAAUCAUAUCACAAUAUGUGUAGAUUCUACUCUAGAACUUUUUACAAACAUCCUUUGUUAAAAGAUAUCAAAUAUACUUGGAGAUUAGAACCUGGUGUGAAAUUUUAUUGUGAUAUUGAUUAUGAUGUAUUUAAAUUUAUGUCAGAUCAUAAUAAAAUUUAUGGAUUUGUUUUAAAUUUAUAUGAUAGUCCACAAUCCGUUAAGAGUCUUUGGAAGGAUACAAGAUCUUUCUUACAAGAUAAUCCGGAUUAUAUUAAUGAAGAAGGUUCCUUUGACUGGAUCAAAGAGAAUAUGCAAAAAUCGGUUAAUUUUAAUAUUACUGAAGGUUAUUCAACUUGUCAUUUUUGGACAAAUUUUGAAAUUACUAAUUUAGAUUUCUUAAGAUCUGAACCAUAUGAAGCGUAUAUGGAUUUUUUGGAAUCGAAAGGUGGAUUCUAUUAUGAAAGAUGGGGAGACGCGCCAGUCAGAAGUCUUGCAUUAGGUUUAUUUGCUGAUAAAUCACAGAUUCAUUGGUUUAGAGAUAUUGGGUAUAAUCAUUUCCCAUACACAAAUUGUCCAAACUCUGCUAAAUGUGACAAAAGAUGUUCACCCGGUUCAUUUACACCAUGGAACGAUUUAGAGAUAGAAAAUUGUCAGGCAACUUGGAUGAAAUAUAGUAUGACAGAUGAUGAUUUGAAUCUCUAUUAUAAGAAGAAAGACGACUGA
Molecule: messenger RNA, 1461 nt
Organism: Maudiozyma saulgeensis
Lineage: Eukaryota; Fungi; Ascomycota; Saccharomycetes; Saccharomycetales; Saccharomycetaceae
Source: the annotation of a GenBank genome assembly